GCCGCUGGCGUCUGAGCAGGAGGGGCUCCCGCAGCGUAACCCGGAAGUGCUUCUCUCUUCGGUGGCGGAGAGAAGAGACAUCAGACCGCUGGAGCGUGGAGGCGGCGGCCGUGCGCUGUCCUCAGUAUGCAGCGAUUACUCUCUCCGCCCCUGAAGGCCUUGAUGGGGAGCCCGUGUCUCCGGCUCCUGGUUCCUAGGGCGGCGCCUAGAGCACAGUGUGGUUGCAGCUGUGGGAUCAGCCGUCCCUUGAGGCCAGGUCAAUACAGCACCGUCUCUGAAGUAGCCUUGCAAGCCGGAAGGGGUACAGUGUCCCUUCCCUCAAAGGCUGCUGAGCGGGUGGUGGGCCGAUGGCUCCUGGUCUGCAGUGGAACAGUGGCUGGAGCAGUUAUUCUUGGUGGAGUAACUAGGUUGACAGAGUCUGGCCUCUCGAUGGUAGAUUGGCAUUUAAUAAAGGAGAUGAAGCCACCUACAAACCAAGAGGAAUGGGAAGCAGAAUUCCAAAAAUACCAGCAAUUUCCAGAAUUUAAAAUCUUGAAUCAUGAUAUGACAUUGGCAGAAUUCAAGUUCAUCUGGUACAUGGAGUACUCCCACCGAAUGUGGGGUCGUCUUGUAGGCCUCGUAUACAUCCUGCCUGCUGCCUACUUUUGGAGAAAGGGCUGGCUCAGCCGCGCCAUGAAAGGACGUGUUCUUGCCCUCUGUGGUUUAGUCUGCUUCCAGGGUCUGUUGGGAUGGUAUAUGGUGAAAAGUGGAUUAGAAGAAAAACCAGACUCCCAUGACAUCCCUCGGGUCAGUCAGUACCGCCUUGCUGCCCACCUGGGGUCAGCCCUUGUUCUUUACUGCGCCAGCUUGUGGACCUCACUCUCACUGCUGCUCCCUCAGCACAAGUUGCUCUCGCCUCGUUUCAAGUCCUUGUUAGCCACAUAUUGGGCAGUACAGUUGCCUGAAACCCGUCAGCUCCUGUGGUUGAGACGAUUCGCUCAUGGAACAGCAGGCCUAGUGUUCCUUACGGCUCUCUCAGGGGCCUUUGUGGCAGGACUGGAUGCUGGGCUUGUUUACAACUCCUUUCCCAAGAUGGGAGAAUCUUGGAUCCCAGAGGAUCUCUUUACAUUCUCCCCCAUCCUGAGGAAUGUUUUUGAGAAUCCCACCAUGGUGCAGUUUGAUCACCGGAUUCUGGGAAUCACUUCCGUUACUGCCGUUACAGCACUCUACUUCCUCUCCCGGAGAAUUCCCCUUCCUCGAAGGACCAAGGUGGCAGCAGCGACUCUGCUAGCUUUGGCAUACACACAGGCCGGCUUGGGCAUUAGCACUCUGCUGAUGUACGUGCCAACUCCUCUGGCUGCCACUCACCAGUCAGGCUCCCUGGCUCUUCUCACUGUUGCCCUUUGGCUCAUGAACGAACUCCGGAGAGUUCCAAAGUAAUUCUCAGAGGAUCACCUUUCUAGGACUGAAACUGCUUUUGAGAGCUCAUCAGAGUACAAGAACUUGGCUUGUCUAAGAGGAUGACCUUGGCAUACCAAGUGGUUUCCAAAUUUGUCGAGUUACUUAAAAUUCUUUGCUUGUUUCUGAGACAGUCGCUGGAUCAAGAAUGUCAAUAUGGUGGGACUGGCCCAUGGCGUAGUGGUUGAGUUUGGUGGCCUGGGUUCACAAGUGUGGAUCCCAGGCACAGACCUACACCACUUGUUGGCCAUGCUGUGGUGGUGACCCACAUAUAAAGUAUAGGAAGAUUGGCACAGAUGUUGGAUUGGGGCUAAUUUUCCUCAAGCAAAAAAAAAACAGAGGAAGAUUGGCAACAGAUGUUAGCUCAGGGCAAAUCUUGCUCAGCAGAAAAAGAAGAAUGUCAAUAUAGUUAUGCUCAAGGUUCCUUUAUAAAUUUGUUACUUUUCAGGUUGAAAAUCAAGUUUAAUGUAGAGAAAGAAAUGUCUGCCAUUUGCUGCUCCUUAAUAGGCUGUGUCUCGGGUUUCUUUUUUUUUUUUCUUCUCCCCAAAACCCCCCAGUACAUAAUUGUAUAUUCUAGUUGUAGGUCCUUUUGGCUGUGCUAUGUGGGACGCCAGCUCAGCAUGGCUUGAUGAAUGGUGCUAAGUCUGUGCCCAGGAUCCAAACUCGUGAAACCCUGGGCCGCCGAAGCAAAGUGCACGAACUUAACCACUCGGCCACAGGGCCGCCCUUCGGUUUCUUAAUGUUGGUUGUACGUACAUGAUGUCUGUCUCCUUGACCUCCUGAGUCCUGAAUUCUGCCCAAGUGGAAAUUCUUUAUGAUCUCAACUUCACUUCCAUCAGGUGAAGAUUCAAAGGGAAUGAUUGGCAUACCCUAAAGUAGCCAGAUAGCCUUCAGCAAGAAAUAGCUAUGUCUUCCAGAAUCCUGAUUUUCAAAAAUGGGGAAAGGGUAGAUUUUGACAAGCUUAAUGUCUAUAUGGCAGCAAACCAGUCUGUAAGUACUUAGAAAGGACAUAAUCACCAGUAACCCACUUGGAUGCAUCAAGCACUAACGUAGUUUCUCUUUUGAUAGUGCUGUUGCAUCACUAGGUCAGGUGAAUGGAAAAGAUCGUAUAAAUCACUUCCUGAAAGGGUUUCCUAACAGCCUUGUGGAUAAGAAAAAUAUGGCCUUGCUGGUGUAGUACAUGGACGUCUAUUCAGAUAUUUAAACAAAUGGUAGAUUAAUGAGUUGAUAUGAUUUUGGUCUUUUGAUAUUUCACAGGGCUUUGUCUUAUUCAACUUAAUUUUAUUUUAAAUCAGUAAUUUGGAUGAAGCCAUCAGAAAGAUCGGAUUUGAGGAUGGAACAACUCAACGUUGCUAAUAUAAUAGAUGACGGUCACAACUCAAAACAGUUCCCGAGUGACACCAUAAAGAUGGAAUUAAACAGAUUAUAAAUGUAACAUCCUCAUUUGAAGUAAAUAGGUUGUAUAAAUUUGGGGUGGAGAAACCUGGCUUCAUGUCAUUUCAUAUAAAAAAGACUUAGGGAUUUCAGUUGGCCACAGACUCGAACAACCAAUGUAAUGACACUAAUAAAAAUUAAUGGUGUUUCAGAUUUUAUUAAUAGAAUUGUCACAGCCAUAGUCAGAAUACCUCAGUGCCAGUGCUGGCAUUUCACUCUGGGUACCAAAUUUAAGGAGUACACUGACACAAAGUAUGCAUCCAGGAGAGGCGACCAAGAUGGUGAGGAGUCCAGGACCCAUAUCACAGGGAUAUUUCGCUGGAGGAGAACAUUUGGAGAGAGAGCAAGAUUCCUGUCCUUGAGAAGCUGAAGCCCUCUCAUGCAGAAGGAAUGAGCUUCCUUUGUGCUGCAGGCCUGGGAGCAAUGGGUGAAAGUUGCCGAAAGCUAGUUUUCGGUUUUGUAGAAGUUAAGUGUAAGUUGGACCAAAUCAGUUGCUCAUUAGGAUCAGGCUGGUGGAGACAGUGGCACACUGGAGUGCAGGUGCCCCAGCUUAGGGGCUAAACUGCUGCUGAGCUCUGGCCUGUUGCUGCUCUGCAGGUCCAGGGUUGUCAACUCUGAUUUUUUAAAGAAGCCAAACAUCUAGAUUUGUAUGUGAAAGCUCUCAAGUGUUGGCAACUAAUUUUAAGUUUUUUAGAAGAUUAUGCAGGCUGAACACAUCUGGGAGCCAUAAAUGACCUAAGGUUUGCCCAUUUACAAUCUCUGGACUAGAUGAUCUCAGUUCCCUUUCAACUCCAAUAUUCUCUGAGUUUCAGUGUGACCUACAGUGUACCAUUCUCAAGUGGUUCUUAGAAAAACAGAAGUAGACAGGUGUCUUUGGUUUUUAAAGUCCUGGACCCUGGGGCUUAUGCUGUUGCUAGGUGAUUCCCAGCUGCAAGAUUAGAAUCUUUAAAAAUCCUAAGCCCAAACCUCACCCAAGACCAAUUAAAUCACAAUCUCUGGAAGCAGUAAUAGCUGUAUUUUUAAAUUCCCCAGGUGAGUCCUAUGUGCAGACAAGUUUAGGAACCCUUGGCCUAGGCCCUGAUAGCCUAGUUACCUUAGAAAAUUUUGACCAGCUUAUUCCCAUUCCCUCGGAAUUUCCAGGCCACCCUCUCUCAUUUAAUCCGCUGUGUUGAUCCUGUUAGUAUGGUAACAGGUUAUCAGCUCUUGCAGAUAGAAUUCUUGAAAGAGGGUACUGCAGUCACUGGGGCGGGUCGUUGUACCAUCAUCUCCUGAUCCCCAAACUAAGGUUGUCCUUAGUUAAUCACUGAGUCAGCAGAGGGCAGUUCAGUCCAACCAAAGAAUUAUAUGCUAAUGUUUCUACAGUUCUGGCCAACAAAGUAGCAACAGAUGAAUAAAAUAAGUUUCAGAUG
Molecule: messenger RNA, 4280 nt
Organism: Equus caballus (horse)
Lineage: Eukaryota; Metazoa; Chordata; Mammalia; Perissodactyla; Equidae
Gene: COX15
Product: cytochrome c oxidase assembly homolog COX15
Biological process (GO): heme A biosynthetic process
Cellular component (GO): mitochondrial inner membrane
Molecular function (GO): oxidoreductase activity, acting on NAD(P)H, heme protein as acceptor
Source: RefSeq, a predicted model, not a curated record